GUGGUGGGUGGGCAAAUGGGCCAGGCAGGUCCCCAAUCAGCGGGCACCAGCCAGACCAAGCACACGAAUUUCGAAAAAAGUCCCCGUCCCUGACUGACGCCCGCCACCACCAACCCGGCCCUCCCCCCAUCAUCGUCGUCGUCUUUUCUUCUUCAACUUGCGCCGCGAACCCUCCCGGCUCGCCUCGCAUUCCGAUACCCGCCCGCCAGCCUGGCCCGACAAAGCCCAAUCGUUGCCCGACCCCAGGCUGCCCUCGUCGCUGGCCACGUGCGUGCGUGCCACACAGCAGCAGACCCGACCCGACGGGAGCCCUUUCGCCCGCAGCGCCCAGGGAUAGAUAGAUGCCCCGCCAUUCGCCCUCCUUGUCCUGAGUGAGCGCCGCACAUCAACAACCACGGUCUUCCUCGACAACACUCCUCCCCUUCCCCCCCUCCGCCCGCCCCAGCCCGCCUCGCAUCUUCUCGCAUACCUCCCGAGAUGGACUCUGCUGCUGUCCGAGGCUUGCUCGCCGCGAGCUUGGACGCCGAUGCGGACAACCGGCGCCGGGCUGAGCUGCAGCUGAAGCAGGUCGAGGAACAUGGCGGUUUCAUGGACUGCCUGUUUCAGAUACUCCAGGCCGAGCAGGACGCGAGCGUCCGACUUUCUACCGUCAUCUAUAUCAAGAAUCGCGUUAAUCGUUCCUGGUAUCAAUCCGAUCAGUUCUCCAACGAAACAUUGAUACCCGAAGAUGAGAAGUCUCGCAUCCGAGAGAUAUUGGUGCCCAUCCUGGCAACCUCCGAAGGUCCAGUGCGCCAGCAACUCGUCCCCGUCCUCCAGCGCAUCCUCCAAUGCGACUUCCCGAGCCGAUGGCCUCGCUUCAUCGAGUUCACGAUGGAGCUGCUGAACACGAACAGCCCCAGUUCCGUCCACGCUGGUCUCCAGUGCCUCCUUGCGCUUUGCCGUGCCUUCCGUUACAAGUCGACGGAGAGUCAGGAUCGGGCUCACUUCGAUAGCAUUGUGGAGACCAGCUUCCCUCGUCUGAUGGCAAUCUGCAAUGAGCUGGUGAACCAAGAGAGUGACGAGGCCGGUGAGAUGUUGCACCUGGCCCUCAAGGCAUACAAGCACGCCACCUGGCUCGAGCUAUCCCCGUACCUGCGGCAGCAACAGGUUAACAUCGCGUGGUGCACUGUCUUUCUUCAGACCGUGUCCAAGGCUGCCCCAGCAAGCUCCAUGCAAGGUGACCAGUUUGACCGAGAGAAGCAUCAUUGGUGGAAAGCCAAGAAGUGGGCAUACUUCAACCUCAACCGAUUGUUUAUCAGACACGGAAACCCGUCGAGCCCUGGAAAAGGUGACGAUGCCGCGCAGUUUGCCAAGGACUUCACGGCCAAUAUUGCCCCCGAGAUCCUUAAGCACUACCUCCAGGAGAUCGAGAAAUGGGUGGCCAAAACAUCGUGGCUCAGCCGUCCUUGCUUGUCUUACACACUCGUCUUCCUCGAUGAGUCGGUGCGUCCCAAGGAGAUGUGGACGCACCUAAAGCCGCACCUGACCAACCUUGUAACGCACUUUGUCUUCCCUGUUCUAUGUCUGUCGGAGGAGGAUAUUGAGCAGUUCGAAGAAGAGCCAGAGGAGUAUCUUCACCGGAAGCUCAAUUACUUCGAAGAAGCCUCCGCGCCUGAUGUUGCGGCUACCAACUUCCUCGUUAACCUUACCAAGAACCGCCGGAAGGAGACCUUUGAGAUCCUGAAGUUUGUCAACGCGGUUGUCAACGAGUAUGAGCAGUCUCCGGACGAUAAGAAGAAUCACGUCGCCAAGGAGGGUGCUUUGAGGAUGAUUGGCACCCUCGCUCCCGUCAUCCUCAGCAAGAAAAGUCCCAUCGCCGAUCAGGUCGAAUAUUUCCUGGUGCGCUACGUGUUCCCCGAUUUCACCAGCGCGCAAGGCUAUCUCCGUGCGAGGGCUUGCGACACAAUCGAGAAGUUCGAGCAACUCAACUUCCAGGACCAGAACAAUUUGCUUACCAUCUACCGCCACAUCCUGGACUGCAUGGCCGACGCGGCGCUACCCGUCCGGGUAACCGCGGCCCUCGCUCUGCAGCCUCUCAUCAGACAUGAUGUGAUCCGAACCAGCAUGCAGCAGAGUAUCCCAACAAUCAUGCAGCAGCUCUUGAAGCUGGCAAAUGAGGCUGAUAUCGAUGCUCUCGCUAAUGUCAUGGAGGACUUUGUGGAGGUUUUCGCGACGGAGCUGACUCCAUUUGCAGUCGCACUCUGCGAGCAACUUCGCGACACGUACCUGCGCAUCGUGCGCGAGCUCUUGGAGAAGGAGACCCGGGCCGGUGACGAUGGCGAGCUCUAUGCCGAGUAUGACGACAAGAGCAUCACUGCCCUUGGUGUUUUGCAAACAAUCGGCACCCUGAUUCUCACCCUUGAGAGCACCCCUGAUGUGCUACUCCACAUCGAAGCCGUCCUGAUGCCGGUGAUUAAGAUCACCUUGGAGAAUAAGCUAUACGAUCUCUAUAACGAGGUGUUCGAGAUUAUUGACAGCUGCACCUUUGCCGCAAAGGGCAUUUCGCCGAACAUGUGGCAGGCAUUUGAGCUGAUCCACACCACGUUCAAGGCUGGCGCCGAGUACUACCUCGAGGACAUGCUGCCGGCGCUGGACAACUUUGUUCAGUACGGUGUGCCUCAGCUGGUGCAGAAGCCAGAAUACGUUCAGGCGCUUUAUUCCAUGGUGGCCGAUAUGUUCACCGACAGCGUCCAGGGUGGCGUCGAGAGAAUUUGUGCUUGCAAGCUUGCCGAAGCCAUGAUGCUGAGUCUUCGCGGUCACAUCGACACUUGUGUAGAGGGCUUCAUCGUCAUGGCCAUGAACAUUCUCUCCGCCCAGGAGGUCAAGAUCAAGAGCUACAAGAUUCAUCUCAUGGAGAUGGUCAUCAACUCCAUUCACUACAACCCCAUGCUCACCUUGCAGGUGCUGGAGAACAAGGGCUGGACGAAUCGCUUCUUCAGCUUGUGGUUUGGCAGCAUGACAUCUUUCAGCCGUGUCCACGACAAGAAGCUGUGCAUCGUGGCAAUCUCCGCACUGCUCAGUGUGAACCAUGAACAGGUCCCCGCCAGCGUGUCCGUUGGGUGGCCGCGCUUGCUUCAGGGCAUCACGGAGCUCUUCAGAACCCUUCCGAAUGCUAUGAAGAACCGAGAAGAGGCUUUGCGCGAUGACUUUCAGCUCGAAUCUGCUUAUGACUAUGGCGAGGACGACGAAUGGGACGAAGACGAAGCCAACUGGAACGGCGAGGAGGAGGUCACAGAAGAGGGAACUGCCGAGACCAAGGAUGAGAGCAAGGCUUACUUGGACUUUUUGAAUGACGAGGCACAAAAAUUCAGUCGUGCUAUUGAUGACGGCGACGACGACGAACUUGGGGAGGAUAGUGUCCUUCUCGAGUCGCCUUUGGACAAGAUUGAGCCGUAUCAGCUCUUCAAAGCCACCCUGAUGAGUAAGUCGUCUUCCAACCAAAGGCGAUGGUGUGGCAUCGAGUGAGGACCGCUGGCUGACGUUGCCUCGCAGAAAUGCAACAGGAGCAGCCGCAGUACUACGCCAGCCUGGCCGGGCAUCUUUCUGCAGAAGAGCAAAAUAUGAUCCAGACCGUCAUGGCCAAGGCCGACGAGGUGGCUGCCGAGCAGGCGCGACAGGAGCAGCUCUUGGCGCAGCAAGGGCAAUUGGCCGGCGGGGCGCCGCCUAGCUAGAAGCAACGAUUCUGGACGCGUUGACCAGGCCGCCGACCAGCCUUUGAGGAGGAAACACUCUACCGUGGUGGCAAGAUGGAGGUAGUGCAUGAGUCUUGCACGAGCCGUGCGUCGGAGUAUUAAGAUUGGAUCAGUUGGGAAAGCCAUUGCGGUGCCAAGCUGUCAUCUUUGAGCGAGCGGGGGGCUCUACCGCUUCAAGGGUCGCAGCGCGGCACGCUUGACGACAGUCAGGACGAAGAUACCCGCCGCAGUCGCUUGGCGAGAUGUGGAGGGUCGGUCAUAUGUAGGAAGCGUUGCCUGUUGGCCGUCACGGGCAAGAAGCCGCGAGCGAAUGCAACCAAGGCAGAGAGUUCAAGCGAGUGGGUUGCCGUCUUGAGGAUGCGGGUGCUUUGUAGAGCGGGAGGAGACGGACGGAAGGUCUAGACAUUGCAACCAAAGAGAAAAAAAAAGACAAAACGAUCAAUUGACAGACAGCAUUAGUAGUUCGUUUGGAGCGGAUCGAUCGAUAGCGGAUGGGAUUCCCAAUGUGGCGUGAGGUCGGUUUGAAUGCCCGAUGGGGCGGGAGAUGGUGGUUGCGCCAGAGCGUCCAGUAGUCCAGUCGGCAGACUCCGUGUGCCGGCACUGGCCGCCAGCCCCCCCC
Molecule: messenger RNA, 4350 nt
Organism: Purpureocillium takamizusanense
Lineage: Eukaryota; Fungi; Ascomycota; Sordariomycetes; Hypocreales; Ophiocordycipitaceae
Gene: NMD5
Product: Nonsense-mediated mRNA decay protein 5, variant 2
Exons: 8
Coding region: 478-3504 (1008 amino acids)
Biological process (GO): protein import into nucleus
Cellular component (GO): nuclear envelope; cytosol
Molecular function (GO): small GTPase binding
Source: RefSeq, a predicted model, not a curated record